Guyanagaster necrorhizus is the source of this 1750-nucleotide messenger RNA. Its product is annotated as glucose-6-phosphate 1-dehydrogenase. The coding region runs from base 73 to 1620 and encodes 515 amino acids. NCBI's taxonomy places the organism in Eukaryota, Fungi, Basidiomycota, Agaricomycetes, Agaricales, Physalacriaceae. The transcript has 8 exons. Gene Ontology annotation, cellular component: cytosol. Gene Ontology annotation, biological process: pentose-phosphate shunt, oxidative branch; glucose metabolic process. The record is from RefSeq and is a predicted model, not a curated record. Gene Ontology annotation, molecular function: NADP binding; glucose-6-phosphate dehydrogenase activity.
GGUUACUCCGAGUCUCUCAUUUACCGCUCACUCUCAUCAUCCACCUCUCUAUCUUCAACUUUCACGACAAAAAUGACACGCCAGCGUUCGAUGUCCGGCACUAUUCCUUCCAUGGAGACCUCCCACGAAGAGCUCAAGGACAACACCGUUAUCGUCGUCCUUGGUGCCUCUGGUGACCUUGCCAAGAAGAAGACUUUCCCAGCCUUGUUCGGGCUUUACGCUCAAAACUAUCUUCCUCGCGAUGUAAAAAUCAUUGGCUACGCCAGAACUAAAAUGGACUUGCCCGAGUUCCAUAAACGCGCUACCUCCUAUAUCAAAAACCCUGACGACAGCCCCGAGAUUGCUGCCAAAAUCCAAGAGUUCAAAGACAUAUUAACUUAUCUUGCUGGCAGCUACGAGGACGGUGGCGCUUUUGUCGAGCUGAAUAAGUGCCUUGAGGACAUCGAGGCCGGAUACCAGUCCAAAGAAUGUAACAGAAUUUUCUACCUCGCUCUUCCACCGAGUGUGUUCAUCCCCGUCGCCAAGAACCUCAAAGAACACUGCUAUGUUACUAAAGGUGGUGUGAACAGAAUCGUCGUGGAAAAGCCCUUUGGGAAGGAUCUCGAAUCUGCACGAGAACUGUUAGGUUCGCUCAAGCGAUACUGGACAGAGGACGAGACCUUCCGCAUUGACCAUUACUUGGGAAAAGAAAUGGUCAAGAACAUUCUCGUCUUGCGGUUCGCCAACGUUGCCAUGAAUGCAACAUGGGACAAGAAUUCCAUCAGUAACGUCCAGAUAACAUUCAAGGAGCCGUUUGGCACCGAAGGAAGGGGUGGGUACUUUGAUGAGUUUGGAAUGAUCCGGGACGUUUUGCAGAAUCAUUUGUUGCAGGUCCUCAGUAUCAUUGCAAUGGAGAGGCCAGUGUCGUUUGCUGCCGAGGACAUUCGGGACGAAAAGGUUAAAGUCCUUCGUGCCAUACCACCCAUCGAACGUGAUGACACACUAUUGGGUCAGUACGUCGCAGCCAAUGGAAAACCAGGGUACCUUGAUGACGACACCGUCCCCAACAACUCUGUUUGCCCUACUUUUGCCGCCACUACUCUGUGGAUCCAUAACCCCCGGUGGGAAGGUGUACCAUUCAUCCUCAAGGCUGGUAAAGCCUUGAACGAAGCAAAAGUCGAAGUCAGGAUUCAGUUCAAGGAUGUCACCCAGGGCAUCUUUAAAGAUAUUGCCCGCAACGAGCUAGUCAUACGGAUCCAACCAUCCGAGGCGAUUUAUCUGAAACUGAACGCAAAGACCCCUGGUCUUUACACCCGUGCGAUGCCGACCGAGAUGGACCUUACGUACAAGAGGCGAUUCACCGAUACGAAGAUUCCAGAGGCGUACGAGGCCUUAAUAUUGGAUGCACUGAAGGGUGACCACAGUAACUUUGUGAGGCACGAUGAGUUGGACGUUGCAUGGAAGAUUUUCACUCCGAUCCUCCAUUGGAUUGACGGUAAAGACGGGCCCAGGCCCAAACCCGUAAACUACCCAUAUGGAUCUCGCGGACCGAAGGAGCUGACGGCGUUUGUGACGAAAUAUGGUUUUAAACGUAACACGGAAGGAUAUGUGUGGCCUGUCUCAAGCCUUGCGGCAUUGUAGACUCUAAAAUGUCACAUUGAAGCCAAGCUGAAGCAUACGUAGCAAAUUAACUGUACAAUAACGGUAGAAUGCGUUUCAUAAGUGUAUUAUUCUGAACUGGAAUCGAUAUUUUAAACCUGCCUUUUUAUUA